Molecule: messenger RNA, 372 nt
Organism: Spodoptera littoralis (African cotton leafworm)
Lineage: Eukaryota; Metazoa; Arthropoda; Insecta; Lepidoptera; Noctuidae
Source: the annotation of a GenBank genome assembly
AUGGCUUCACCAAGAACCCGCAGGAAGCUCAACUCUAUCCGAAAUAUCGACGACAAUAACAAAUGUUUCGAGUGUGGCACAUUGAAUCCGCAGUGGGUCUCUGUUACGUAUGGAAUCUGGAUUUGCUUAGAAUGCUCGGGGGUGCACCGCAGUCUAGGAGUUCAUCUUUCAUUUGUUCGAAGUGUCACCAUGGAUAAGUGGAAGGACUUGGAGUUGGAGAAAAUGAUGGUAGGGGGGAACGGGAAAGCUCGAGAUUUUUUCGAGAGUUCGUCGGACUACAAGCCCGGCAUGACAAUACCUCAGAAGUACAACACUAAAGCGGCUGCUAUGUACCGGCAAAAGGUGACCUUAACGAGAAUCAGAUGCUUCUAA